This is a messenger RNA of Onychostoma macrolepis, 1376 nucleotides long. RefSeq lists its product as uncharacterized. The transcript has 6 exons. NCBI's taxonomy places the organism in Eukaryota, Metazoa, Chordata, Actinopteri, Cypriniformes, Cyprinidae. The record is from RefSeq and is a predicted model, not a curated record. Gene Ontology annotation, cellular component: membrane. The coding region runs from base 117 to 662 and encodes 181 amino acids.
UUUUUGACCAACCACAUGAAAGUGGCUUUUUGGGUAUCAAAAAAAAAAAAAAAAACACUGAAGUGACACCAUGAUCUUCUCUCCACUAUAACACGGAAGGCAGACUCAACUCGAAUAUGGCCAAGGCAGAUAUUGAGAUGGACAUUCAGAGACACGAGGACUCGGCGGGAGGAAGACAUGAUGAUGAAGGGCCGCUGAUCAAGUACUACCGCGCCAGUGAGGUCCUGCCGGGCCCCGUGCCGGCGCUGCAGAGGCUCCUCAGGAAGGGCCCAGCCACCUGCGCCGCCAUUCAGUCGUCCAGUGGGAUCCUGAGUUUUGGGAUCGGGGUCGUAUUUGCGGCGUCAUUCGGGAUCAAUCUUAAUUUCCUGACUUUAUUCCGAGUUCCCAUCAUUACUGGAAUCAUGUUUAUCUUUGCUGGAAUCUUGUCCAAUCUUCUGUACAAACACCCUGGGCUUCUACAGACUUGUUUCAUCGCUAACAUCGCGUGUCUGGUCGUGUCUGGGAUCGGAACCAUUCUCCUGAUUGUUGAUCUUCGUCCAGGUGGAAACACCAUCCAGAACAAGAUGGAGGUUCUGGCGCUGUGUGUGACUCUGAUGGACAUGAUCAUCGCGGUGGUGCUCAUAUACUGGUUUUACAGAGAGAAGCGCGAUCAUAAGCAGUGACGGCAUGAUCUAACAUCAGGAUGAAGUUGUUCAGCUCAGCGUUUCUCACAAGCAACAAGAAUAGAAUUAAAGAACUAAAGAAAGCAGAAGUAUCUUCAGUGACCUCAAGAUCUGCUCACGAUCUGCCGUGGCAAUAAACGGACUGAAGAGAGCAAUGUGACCAUGUGCUAAACGCGGGUGAUUUGGCUUGUUAGCAAAUGAAAAUACAUUUAUUUAAAAUACUUUUUUUUUUUGUAUGAAUGAAGAAGUAAAGCAGUGAUGCAGCUUGCAGCUUUAUUUGUUUAUUGUGUUUUAUUACUCACAAAGCUGGAUAUUUUCUCUGUACAUAUUUUCACAUUUAUGCAUUUAAUUAAUGUAAUUCAAAAGGAGUUAUUUCUGUAUGUUACUUAUGAAUUUGAGUUAAUAAACUACAGAAUUCAACACGAUUUUAGUUACGGUUUUAUUUUCAAAGUAAAAAGAUGGACUCACAUCUGAAUCAUUUGGCUUUAAUGUGAUGUAUUAGCAAAUAAAAAACUCAUUGCUUUUGAGCUUUUUAUUACCUAAAAAGCUGGAUAUUAUUUCUGUGUACCUAUUUUUUUAAUUUCAAAGUAAAAAGAUGGACUUAUAUCUGGGCUCACAUUUUAAUGUGACUUGUUACCAAAAACAAAAACAAAUAAAUAAAUAUAAAAUAUAUAUAUAAAAAUAAUAAUAACAAAAUAUAUAAUUAUUUUCUAU